Molecule: messenger RNA, 4539 nt
Organism: Penicillium digitatum Pd1
Lineage: Eukaryota; Fungi; Ascomycota; Eurotiomycetes; Eurotiales; Aspergillaceae
Product: putative GTPase activating protein (Tsc2)
Biological process (GO): regulation of small GTPase mediated signal transduction; negative regulation of TOR signaling; positive regulation of GTPase activity
Cellular component (GO): nucleus; TSC1-TSC2 complex; cytoplasm
Molecular function (GO): GTPase activator activity
Source: RefSeq, a predicted model, not a curated record
AUGCAUCGUGGCAGCGUUGUGUCGAGUUCCUCGGACACUCCCAGUGGCCUGGAUUUCGAGACGUCACUCCACAAUCUAUCACAAGGGCAAAACUUAACCCAAGCGAUUGAGGAGGCGGAGAUAUUACUAAAAGGUCUUUCAUGGUUUGGCUCCGAGCAGUCCGUGUUGCUGUGGGAGGCUGCUGAGUACCUCUUUCAUCAUGAAAGCUCGUUGGAUGCUCGGCAAAGUGGUGCCAGAUUAUUAGAAACGAUCGCGGCCCGUCAAGAUCUGUCUCCGUCAGCUAGACGGCUGGUUUUUGAAUCGAUAACUUCUCCAGCCGAGCCGGAUGUGAUUUCUGCGCGCGUACAGUCGUUGAUCUCUCUAUCAGAUCAUGGCAGGAAAUUGGAUUUCGCGGGCUCCUCAAUUCUCCUUAUCAUCUCCUUGUGGAUUGUUCCCUUCUAUGAGACAAUCGCAUCUGCGCGAUCAAAGGCGAAAAAGGGAAAAGUGGUUAAACCACAUGGACCCAGUCACGAUGAAGCAGUGUUUGGAGAUCUCUUCCAAUUUGCAGUUGACCUGAUCACUUUGCAGAGAAAACAGCCAACCCAGGAUGAGAUCGAAAUGCUUCUUGCAGAAAUCUUUGCGGUUUGCAAGAGAACCAGUGUUGCAGCGGAUCUUAAAAACUCCUUGGCCGUGUUCGACGCUGUCAUUAUGUAUGCCGAUGUGCCUGACAUAAGCUUCCCAACUCUCCUGGAUGUCCUUUGCAGCAUCCAUGCAUCAGUCAAACCUCUCUCUGGGCCCACCUCGCGAGUAGUGCGCAAUCUGGCCAAAUCACGAAGACAGGCUGAGAUGGUGAACACGCUUCAUAAAUUCCUGAGAGAUUCGUGCGCCAUCGAGCAAAGUCGGAACUUGAAUGUCCUCCGUGGCACGCUUUAUGUGUUCUCGGAUUUUGUUCGUGCUUAUGGACAAGAUGGCAUUCCCGAGCUUCCAUUUGACCAACUGAUGGAGUCAUUGCAUGUGAUUGCCCAAAAAGACGAUAGCAGAGUGGAUGCCGACCUUUUGGAUCUGUGUCUCAACAUUCUGGAAGGAGACUAUGUUCGAGUCGCAUUAGAACGGGAUUGGAUGGCAUUUGCUAAUCUUCUCAAACUCUGUUCUCGCAGGCUCGUAGACGAGUCAGUGCCGUCCCCCACUUCUGCGACUAGCCCUCAGCUCAAACCUACUUACGACGAAACCAAGUCCUACAUCCUGGCAAAUCUCAUCCGCAUUGCUUCUGUGCUUGAAUCACAGUGGGAACAACUCAACAGAGAGCAAAAACAACAUGCGGUCCGGUUCCUCACAAACAUAUACCAGCACAUUGAGCCUCCACAAGCUGAACUCAUUCUCCACUCGAUGAGAGAAGACAAAUUUUGUGAUCCUUCCAGUAACUCAAAUUGGGCUCAGCAUUGCCGUGAGCUAAUCGAGUGUUACGUUCAACCACGAAAACAAAGUUCGGACAUCCGUAUCCUAGCUUUGGACACGUUGAAAGAAGCUCUUUCCGGCCAUGAGGAUUUGCUGUUCUCCCAGGAGCAUGGCCUUCUCGGGUUUCUAUUGAAGGAUUUCUCGGCAGAGCAUGACUAUCUUUUCUUAGAGUCCCUGGUGUCUUUGUUAACCGACCCUGCCAUACAACAUAGUGAUGAUGAUACGUUCAAUUUGCUGAUAAGCACCAUCGGAGCGCCGAUGCAGACGGAGCUCAAUCGAGACGAACCGCGCGAGCAUCCUCCAAGCCAUGGGUCUCAACGUCGUACGUCCACCACGAGCGUCUUGGAGUUAAGCUUGUCAAACGUCUGUGCUGUGAGUCUCGUAAAGAUGAUGCUGCGUGCCUUGAACUUCUCCUCGGCCAAAGCUGUGAUGAUUUUCGAGGCACUUCUAGACAUUGCUCAAUCUCCAAGCCGACCAAUAGAUUCUCGUUUGACGGUCUUAAAGCUACUAUUCCGACUGCGAUGUGACUCGGCCGGUUCAGUCACGGUCAUAUCAACAUCGGAGAGUGACUUCUUGAUGAACGUGCUGGGCCGCAAUCUCGACGCUGGCUCUAUGUUACAAGCCCCCGGCGAUAGCUCCGCCCGCGAGAUUCCUCAGCAAGAGAAUUCACCAGUCUCACCAACCGGAAAGAAUCCACCGAGAGACUCUGCCUCAACCCCUAUUUCAAAGUCGGCCCCAGGGCGCGGCUCAAUCUCUGCCCGUGGAUCAAAAUUGAUGGCCCCAGUGUGGACAUAUGCGCUACCACAGGUGCUUCCAGAGCAGCCACCUGGAGAAUCUAGCCCUGUGGUGUUUGCCUACGCCCACCUGGAGGAAUCGACCCCCGCUGAAUCACCAACAAGAGAAACAAGAACCACGGGGCUAUUGAAGGUCAAGAUGUGGCUCGAAGUUGUGAUCACCUUGUUACAGCGAGAAGCCGACUGGGACGUUUACAGCUAUAUCCUCACUCAUAUCGGACCUCAGCUUGGCAACAAAGACUUUUUUAGCGAUGCCAUCCCUCAGAUCACGCUCCUUCGCAGCAUUCUGUGCGAUCAGGUCAAGAACGGAACUUUCCACGAGCCUCCUGAGAGUACCGGAUUGAAAAAGAGCGAUGUUGCUGCCUGCAUCUUCGACGCGCUUUGCAUGCUCGUCAGCUAUCACGAACACUUUGCCAAGAGUGAAGAGGAUGAUCUCGUCCGAGCUUUCAUGCAGGGUAUCAUCGGAUCAUGGGGCGGCACAUCCCGUGGGUGCAUUCAAGCACUGUCACUCUGUUGCCAUGAAAUCCCAAUGUCAGUCACGAAAUCCUUGAAUAGCAUUCUUGAUAGGAUGUCAAAGGUGAUCACCAUGUCAAACAUUGCCGUCCAUAUUUUAGAAUUCCUAGCCCUGCUUGCCCGAUUGCCCGAUGUUUACGUCAACUUGCGUGAGGAGGAGAUCCGCACUGUGUUCGGCAUCUGCAUUCGGUUUUUGCAGACCUCUCGAGAGCAUCGGUACAAAGCCGCUGAGUUGGCAGCUAGGGCCUCUUUGUCGGCCCAAUCCCCUCAGUCUAAGCUGAUUACGGGGGCAAAGGAAAUCGCCGCCCAUGCAGCUGAGGCUGUCGAGACCUCGCAAGAUGGAAUGUCGAAGUACAUCUCGAAUCUCACCUACCAUGUCAUGGUCUUCUGGUUCUUGUCUAUGAAACUCCAAGAUCGAUCCAAACAUGUGAAUUGGAUUACCAGCAGGCUCAUCUAUCACGAUGAACAUGGAAAAGAGGUGGUGGAAGAACAAAGCCAAGUUUUUAUUGAUUUGAUGCAGCGAGUUGCUUAUUCGGAUCUCGGAGAGACCAUCCCUUUCGAAACCUUCCCUCCCUCGCCUGAGGAUGGCCCGGUUGCAAAGAAAUCCUGGAUUGUCGGCAUGAGUAUCGUCACUGUCGAGAGCGCCGGAUUGUCUGGAUUGUCUCAGAUAACGAAGCGCCAGGCAUCAGGUACCACCUACUCCGUCUAUCAACAGCGGACGGCCCCAGUUUUGCCGCAUCAAGCUCCUCCAACUCCAGAUGCUCAUUUGCAUUCCGACUCCAUGCGCACGGCAAUUCUUCCGAGUCAUAUCAUGCUUCAGCUGACUACCACUGCCUUCCCUACGCCUUCUGUCAUGCAACCCAUCCCGGUCCCAGAAGACGACAUCACUCGACGUGCCAUCAGUAACUUCGAUCGCACCGAUAUUGUGGACGGUCACCGGAUCGGCAUUGUUUAUAUUGACAAUGGCCAGACAAAGGAGGCUGAUAUAUUAGCCAACACUGGUGGCUCUGUGGAUUAUGAACAUCUGCUGUCAGGAUUGGGAACCAAGGUAUCGCUGCGGAACCCCCAGUUCAAUCCACAAGGAUUGUAUGCCGAUACUGAUGGAGAAUACACUUACGCUUGGCGGGAUCGGGUGACUGAAAUUGUGUAUCAUGUUGCCACGAUGAUGCCCACGGACUUUGACCGUGACCCAGCCUGCGUCAAUAAGAAACGAAAUCUUGGCAAUAACCAUGUCACCAUCGUGUUCAACCGGUCCAACUUGCCCUUCAACUUUGACACCAUUCCAUCCGAGUUCAACUCUAUUAAUAUUGUCAUCACCCCGUCCUCCCGGAUUGCCUACGACGAAAGUGGCAAUGCUGAUGGUGAGACAGACCCGCAAAAGCUCCACUACAGCGUGCAGGUCCUGAGCAAGCCCGGAUUCCCAGAAGUCUCACCUGCUGCGGCACCAAAGGUCAUCUCCGGCAAGAACCUGGCAGCCUUCGUUCGCAUUCUUGCCCUCAAUGCAUCCGUCUUCUCGCUUGUCUGGAACAACAAGGGUGGCGAGCACACCUCAUCCUGGGCCACCCGCCUGCGGGAGAUCAAGAAAGUUCGCGAGCGGGCUCUUGCAGCCCACAGCCACGGCUCUGAGGCCACCGAAGGGGCUUAUCCAGGUCUACGGCGGAACACCAAAGCCAACAUCUUCUCCGAGGAACUACCCUCUCGUGUCCCUCAAGUGCAGACCGAUUUCGCGGCAGAAUGGAAUGCAGCAGCCGACACGAACAUUCUCCAGAAUUUGGAUUUCUCCCGCUGGGCCCGCUGA